Messenger RNA from Nematostella vectensis (starlet sea anemone), 5078 nucleotides. Its product is annotated as vacuolar protein sorting-associated protein 8 homolog. Gene Ontology annotation, molecular function: protein binding. The record is from RefSeq and is a predicted model, not a curated record. Gene Ontology annotation, cellular component: HOPS complex; late endosome. Bases 158 to 4372 code for a protein of 1404 amino acids. NCBI's taxonomy places the organism in Eukaryota, Metazoa, Cnidaria, Anthozoa, Actiniaria, Edwardsiidae. Gene Ontology annotation, biological process: endosomal vesicle fusion; protein targeting to vacuole. The transcript has 52 exons.
AAUAUUUCAUGUUGCGCACGUUCUGUGGGAGCUUCAAUACAGUCUCGAUGAUUCCUGUGUAUAGAAAUGCCGCGAAGGACUGGUGCAAACAAUAUGGUGGAUCUCAAGUGAAGACGAUCAAAACAUUUGAAGGUUAUUAGAGAGGUGCUUUUCCACGAUGGCCGACGCCAGCAUUGCGGAUGAGACCGCUCUAGCCGGUUUGCUCUCUGCUGCGGAGGAUCUUGAGUCCUUAAGUUCACUGGAUGCGGCGUUUACGACUGAUAGCACAAGAGGAAACGCGGGCUCCUUUCGAGCGCAACCUCUCAUCGACACGGCUGAUAUUGAGAGUGAUCUGCCAGUGGUUGAUGAUAUUCCAACACUAGAGAGCAUACUCAACGAGAAAGAUGACGAUGCCAUGAGCCUCGAGAGCGACCCAGAGCUUGCGUCCAUCCUCCACGGGGAAGCGCUCUCCUCUCCCAUCAACUUAGAUUUAAGCAGUGACAAGAAGACGAAGCACAAUAAGCACGGCCCCAUCCUUAGACAAAUCAUCCUGAAGAAUGUCUCUGCUCAAAUGGCUUCUGCUGCUUCCAAAGUUGAUGCUGGCUUGCCCACAGCAAUGGCUGUAUCCUCUGUAAUUGCAAUCGGUACAUCUCAUGGAGUGAUCCUAAUAUUUGACCCCCAGCAGACAUUAAAACUUGUUCUCGGAAAUACAGUAACUGGUUCUGAAUAUGGUGCUGUGACGGCUCUUGGGAUAAACAAAGAUUGCACUAGGCUACUUUGUGGACACGCAAGGGGGCAGAUAUGUAUGUGGGAUCUUCAGUCUGGCAAGUUGCUAAGGACUAUCUUAGAUGCACAUCCUAUUGGCUCUGCUGUUCUUCAUGUUAGGUUCACAGAUGACCCAACUGUUGCCUUCUGUAGUUACAGUGGCGGAUCUGUGUUUGUGCUUAGCUUCAAGAGGUUGAUUGGCGUCAGGAGCUAUGAAUCAACAUGUCUUUUUUCUGGAAGCCGAGGAGAAGUCUGCACUCUUGCUCCCUUGCAUAUGCAUCAAGGAAUGAAGGACCACCCUAUGUACGAGUUCUCCAUGCUGGCCCUCGCAACUCUCACAAAGGUUCUUGUUUUGACUCUUAAACCAACAAUGGAGGUGUUAUUCACACAUCGCUUACAGGGUCCAUCAGACUCCCUGCCUCUCCUCUCCUGGCAAUUCGCCAUCAUCCAGGUGGCCUCUCAUAAAGUCAUUGACCCGGUGCUGGCAUUUGGCAGAGGGGGUUGUAUUUACUUUUAUCAGGCUCAUUGCCGUAGUGAAAAAGAUGUCAAGUUCAUGUUCCUUCAGAGGGUAGAGGUGGACUACAAACUGAUUGCUCUAAAUUGGCUCAACCCGCAUGUGAUGGCUGCCAUAGACUCUCUAGAAAGGCUUCAUGUAUUGGACGUUCGAUCAAUGGAAGAACUUGAGAUAGUAGAUUUAAGCAGUGUCCAGUUGGUAUACAGCAGCAGCUAUUUCAAGUCAUUGUCAACUGGUGGAAAUGUUAGCAAAGCUUUGGUGGCUGCUAGUGAGCAUGCUUGUUACCAGACAAUAGCUGUGUUCAAUGGACAGAUGCUUGUACUUGGAAGAAAGGCAAUUCAUGUGCUCACCAUGCGAACCUGGACAGAUAGGCUUUCAUUGCUUGUCCGACUUAAUCGAUUCACUGAAGCAUUAGACUUGGCUUUGUCAUUCUAUAAUGGAACUGCCAAAGCUGUUGUCGGUUUGGUUGGAAGUAUAGAAUCCAGAAGGUAUCAAGUUGCUACUGAAAUGGAAGAACUUCUGGUUGCAUAUGCUGAUAUUGUUGUAUUUAACAAUUGCCCUAAAUCAGGGGAAAGAACACUGCAAAUAAAGUACUUUGAGGACACUGUCCCAGUCUUCAUUCAUUACACCUUGGCUAUUCAAAAAACGGACUUGUUAUUUCGGGAUAUCUACUAUAAAUUCUGUGAGGAUUCAAUUGGGAAGACAGUUUUCCUGGAAUGUUUGCAGCCCUACAUUCUCUCUGACAGACUGACAUCACUGAGUCCUAUAGUGAUGAAGGAUUUUAUAGAGCAUUACCAAGAAAUGGGAAGACUCAAGGAAGUAGAAGCUUGCCUCCUUCAUCUAGAUGUGAUGAACCUGGACAUACAUCAGAUGGUGAAGUUGUGCUGGUCACAUUGCUUGUACGAUGCUAUCUUGUAUGUCUAUAACCGCGGCAUGAGGGACUACACCACGCCUUUAGAGGAACUCCUGGCAGUGCUCAAAAGCUCAAUCAACUCAGACAAGCCUCUGAAUGACACUGACCAGGCUCUUGGAUACAGACUCUUGGUGUACAUCAGUUGCUGUCUGGCCGGCAGAGCCUAUCCUGUUGGGGAAAUUCAACAAGAUAUAGUAACACAAGUGAAGUCACAGGUUUUUAACUGUGUGACAGCUGCCAACACACGCGAUGCUUUUGAAACUGAAAGCCCCUACCCCUAUGUGCGCACGCUGCUCCAGUUUAAUACUCAAGAGUUUCUGAACGUCCUUUCCAUGGCAUUUGAGGAAAAUGAAUUUGACCAAGACUUCAGGCGACCAAGUGGAGUGGCAGGACGUCAGUACGUAGUGAACAUUCUUCUAGAAGUAAUGGUUCAGGGAACUGGCUUUUCGCCCAAGCAAGUGGGGAGCUUGUUCACAUUCCUUGCACGUCAGUUGGCGAAGCAUGAUUCUUUCCAAGUAGACAAAAUACUUUUUGAACAGGUUCUUGAGUAUCUGGCUAAUCCAGAUGAUGACUCACGUCAUGAAGAGAGACAGCAGGCAUUGCUGGAACUUCUUGCUGCUGGUGGUCUUAACCAUUUCGAUGAUGAGCGGAUCCUUGUCUUGGCUGAAAAUGCAAAAUUCUAUCGUGUGUGUGAGUUGCUGUAUGAAAAGACAAGACAAUUCCCCAAGAUCUUGUCAUGUUACUUGAGGGAUCCAGCUCGCAGGGAACAAGCGUUUUUGUAUAUCCAUACAGCAAUGACAGAUGAUGCCUACACUGAUCUGGAGCGAGAAGAAGUCAAAGCAGCUGCUCUUGAUGCUUUACAGGAAUUGGUCAGUGUUAGCUGCACUAUGUCUGCCAACCUCAUCAUCUUCGACUUCCCAGAUACCCUAGUGACCGUGGUGGCACGCCUUGAGACCAAUCCAUCCGUGCAAUAUGAAUUUCUCAAGGGAGUGUUUGAUGGCAGAACCCUGAUGUCUAAGCCAGAGUUUUCACCAGAUGCAAACAUCCAUGAGCGGUACAUUGAGCUGAUGUGUAACUACGAGACUGAUGAGAUAGUAUACAACUAUUUGCGCACGGCAGACAACUAUCGUAUAGAAGAAACAUUGUCGAUGGUCCGUGGGCGCGGUCUGACGUAUGCUACUGCUUAUCUGCUGGAGAAAGCGGGAGACGUGCAGGGGGCCUUCCAGUUACUGCUAGAGAAACUCAAGGAAAAGGUGAUGAAAAAUGUUGAAGCUUUCGAAAAAAGCCGAAGUUUUAAUGAAGUGCGCAUAUGUAGCACAGAACUGUGGUCUGUGAUGGUUGUGAUCACUCAGUUGUGUCAGAGGAACUCAGCGCGAAUGGACGAGUCGGAUCGAGAGGCACUGUGGUUUCCGCUGCUCGAGACUGUCAUGGCCCCUCAGAGGAAGUGGAAAGACACAUCCAGCGAGGAGUUCAAAGCAUUCAAAGAUCUUACACGGCAUGUCAUGAAUGGCAUGAUGGGAUACAUAGCCCUCCCAGCAAUCCUCCAGAAGAUAAUGCAGGACCCUACGUAUAGCACAAGGAAGUUUGGUGAAAUUAAGGAGCUCAUUCUGGGGAUGUUAAAUACCUACAACUAUGAGUCGACAUUGUUGAAAACCACCAAUCAACUUCUAGCCAAGGAUCUGCACUCGUCUAUGAGCGCCCUUAGAUCCAAUCGUAACCGAGGCCUUGCCCCAGUCUCCACUGUGUGCGGCAUGUGUCACCACAGCUCCAGCAGCGAUGCCAGGAAGACAGGAAAAGUAGCCAUACUAAGGUGUGGCCAUAUGUUCCACACUGAAUGUCUAACCGGAACAAGUGAUGUCACCACGACAGUGAUCUGUCCAUUUUGUCAACAUAGCAACCAGUCUAGUAGGAAGAGUGCACCUUCAAGAUUUAACAGACACGGUGGUGCUAGUGGUGAUAUGGGGUCAAGGCCUGACAAAUCUCAAGGUCUCUCAAGUCAGCAGUUCGAGAACAUCUCACGCUUCAGGAGACUCAACAAAACGCCUUCUCGGCUGGCAAUUCUGUCUGAGCUCUCUCGAUCAAGAGACGAUGGUGCCAUAACUUUGAACUAUGGAUCAAGAUCACAAUAUUCUCGCAGUAUUUUCCAGGAUGAGAACUUCAAGUUACAGUUGGCUCCUCCCCCAAUACCUAAAGAAAGAUAGUCCUACUCCCAAAAAAGGAUCACAUUGUCUACCAUGGGGAAUAGUGACAAACCACAAAACCCUGAACAUUCAAAGGGAAUAAAGACAUCUUUGUUUUCCUCACUACACACAAGAAAUCUUUGAGAUGAAGAACCAAAAUUGAGGGGUAAUAAUCAUUGUAUAAUGAGAAUAAUAUUAGUCUUUACCCUUGAAGAAGAGUUUGUAUUUGAAAAUCACAAGAUAAACCAGGGUUUUAUUAUGUUUCAGAGUAGGCAGUGGCGCUUGAUAAGUAGGGGGUGGAAUUUAUUUGCUCAAAUAACACUUAAAUCAACUUUUUUUUUUAUUGCUCAGUGAAAAAUAGCUGGCAGUUUAGCCUCCCUUGCAGGCGUUUUAGGCAGCGAGCGACGCCUACUGGCAGUUCUGCCUGCCACUGGGGCCUAGUAAAACCCUUAUUUAAUAUAUGUGUUCAUAAAUCUUCUGGUGUGUACUAGGUUUGUGACAAUUUAAAAAUCUGAAAAUAAAUAUUUUAUUAGGAAAGACGCUGGAAAACAAAAAAACAAUCUCAGAAUGUACUAAACCUUCCUUGCUAUUGAUCUGAGGAUAUUUUAAUGUAAAAAGAGCCCUGUUUACUUUAACAAGCUUACUCAUGACAAUGACCAUUAUUUUGUAAGGUAACACCAAAGAAUUGUUAAAAAAAAUAAAACAGGCAGCUCUGAGGUAUGCCAAU